UCUGCUGUGCCUGUCUCCGUACUCAGCCCAUGAGCAGCUGCUGUGUGGAAGCCAGGCAGACCCGUUCUGCAAGUGUGUGCCUUCCUGUCAGCUGUAUGUUGGACAUCCCUGGGGAGACAGCCGAGGAGACCUAGAGAAGCAAAGAACCGAAGCUGGGCGGGACUGGAGUAGAAAAAUCAGUGAGGAGGAACUUAGUCAUAAAAAUUACAGCCGUACCAAGGUAAUCAUCAGCGUUACUGGGAGUGGCCUCACGAACAGGGAACCGGCAGCAGGAGAGCUUCGGGAAAAGACAACCGCAGGGCAAGGGAAGUGGUGUCAUUCCGGGUGUUAUAGCUACCUGCUGUUUCAAAAGUGACUUGUACUACUAAAUCUUUAUAGCUGAGACAGUGUUACAGCAAGCCACAGGAUAUUAUUUUUAAUCCUUGUUCACGAGGACAGAAGUGACUCUGGAGUGGCUGGUCAGAAUUUCCCAUUCUGCACAUCUGAAGAUGCUGUUUCGUAACCCACAGGAAGUGGGGGUUGGAGACCAGCUUGCUUGUAACUGAACAUGGCAGGGGAUGUGAAGAGAUUCUCACGGAUACUGCUGGAGUGCAAUAGCAAUGACAAGCUAUGUGUUGUGCGUGAGUAUCAAACGGAAGUGAUCGUUGUCCCAGCUCUCCUGGUGGGACUUUUUGUCAUUGUGCUCACUGUGAUCCUUUGGCUCCACUGCCGCGGCCUGCGAGCAAAGCAGAAGCAGUCAGCACCAGAUGGAAGCCAAGUGAUGAAGAACAAUCAGCAGGAAUCCUGCUCAAUAGAGAGCCGCUGCAUCCAGCUGAGUGAGAGGUCUGUGGAGAGCCUGCUAAAUUCUGAAUCCUUGACUCUGAAAGAAUUGGAGAUACCACGAGAGAAACUCUUACCAGACACCUUGGAGCUGAUAAAACUUGGUGCCUAUGGGAGCAUCUACAGAGCACAGCUGGAAACCGGGUGCUCUGGGAAGACUAAGACUGUGGUAUUGAAAGCCUUGCAAGACCCGGCUAGUCCCCAGAAAAUAAAGGAUUUCUUGGGAAGGAUUAAAUUCCAUCAAAAUCUUGGCCAUCAUGAGAACCUGGUUAAAUUGGUUGGAUGUUGUGUAGACCAGCUCCCACUUUAUAUGAUCAUGGAAGACAUGUCUCUUGGUGACCUGCUGACAUUUCUGUGGACAUGUCGGAAGGAUGUAAUGGCAAUGGAUAGUGUCCCCUAUGACCUCACUGAGAGGCAGGUCUAUGAGCUUGGACAGCAGGUUGCAGCAGCUCUGGCUUAUCUCGAAGAAAAGAACUUGUUCCAUGGUGACAUUGCUGCCAGGAAUGUCCUCCUUCAUCACAACUUCACAGCUAAGCUCUGUGGUUUGGGCCUGGCCUAUGAAGCUCACACACACGGUGCCAGCUCAGUCAUGUGGAAAGUGCCCGUCAAGUGGCAGGCACCAGAGAGGCUCCUGAGCAAACCCCCUACCAUCAAGGCAGACAUAUGGUCUUUUGGAAUUUUACUGUAUGAAAUGAUUACAUUAGGUGCUCCACCAUAUCCUGAGGUGCCACCUUCUGACAUCUUAUCAUACCUGCAGAAACAGAACAUUAUGAAGCAGCCCUCGAGCUGCCAGCAAGCCAUGUACUGCAUCAUGAAGUCCUGCUGGCAGUGGAGUGCAGCUCACCGGCCUUCUCCAGCACACCUCUUGUGCUCCUUGGAAACAGCUAUGAAAAACAGCAAUGGGCACACAGUGCUGCAGGUGCCUGAGCCAGUGGUGCCUGAACUCUAUGCUGAUGUUGCUGGUGUUGAUGUGCACAGCCUGGUGAGGGAAUACACCAUCCUCUGAAGGGUCCUUUCAUAUUUUGGUAAAGGAGAAAGAAGUCUCAGAGUUUUCCCUUUCUAAAUGUUUUGCAAGCUUGGAACGAGGUGUGUAUGUUGGAAGGGAUCCCUUUGUUCUUCAAACAUCUAUAAAAUCUCUCUUCCAUGCCAGACACAAGAAACUGUUACCAUUAUUGUUAAAUCAACCUGCUGGUAUCAUUCUGCCAGUGGUCAUUUGGGAGUAAAAUGUGUUUAGGAAGCUGUAGAAAAUGCAAUGAGAAACUUGAGUUAAAGGAGUGUUAGGUUUGUGUGGCAAGGUUUUGGUGAUGGGUGGACUGCCGAGGUGACUUCUCUGAGAAGAUGCCAGAAGCUUCCCCCAGCUCCACCAUGGAACUGCUGCUGGUCAAGGCUGAGCCCUUCAGCAACACUGGUAGCACCUCUGUGAUUACAUAUUUAAGAAGGUGUAAAAGGUACUGCACAACAGCACGUGAGAGAGAGGAAUGUGAAUGUGAGAGGAACAGCUCUGCAGACACCCAGGGCAGGGCAGAAGGAGGGGCAGGAGCUGCUCCAGACCCC
Messenger RNA from Ficedula albicollis (Collared flycatcher), 2373 nucleotides. It is a transcript of the gene STYK1, whose product is annotated as serine/threonine/tyrosine kinase 1. Gene Ontology annotation, cellular component: signaling receptor complex. Gene Ontology annotation, biological process: protein phosphorylation; multicellular organism development; positive regulation of kinase activity. The record is from RefSeq and is a predicted model, not a curated record. The transcript is spliced from 11 exons. NCBI's taxonomy places the organism in Eukaryota, Metazoa, Chordata, Aves, Passeriformes, Muscicapidae. Bases 548 to 1825 code for a protein of 425 amino acids. Gene Ontology annotation, molecular function: ATP binding; transmembrane receptor protein tyrosine kinase activity.